AUGCAAAGUCAAGGUCAAGGCACUAGCUCUCGAGAAAACCCGACCUUAAGGCCUUUCUUGGAGAACAAUGGGAUGAACCCUAAUAAUGGUCAUAUCAGUAGCAACCAAGGCACCACCAGCACCAUUGUUUCAUCAAAUUCACCGGGUCAAUGUCAAGGGACUGGUUCUAGACCUUCUGGUUCUCUCCAGGAGGACCUGAAUGAACCACGGUUAACAUUAGACCUUUUCACAACUGGACGAUCCUCUAGUAAUCAACAAAGCCAAGCCUCUUGUGGUUCCUCAAGCCCAAUCACGAUCCAUUCAGGAAGUGCUGGGUAUGUUUUAGAAGAAAAUAUCGGUCUUCCAAGUAAUGGUCAGUCAAGGCUUUUAUGCAAAAGAAGGGUAUCUGAAGUUUCACAGCCCCACCAUAAUAUCGUGAUCAACAUCUCACAUGAAGCUUGCUCCUCCAACAAUGGCACCCAUUUAGCUCGACCCGUGGCAGCUUCGUCGAUCCAGGUCGGACAAACCGACAACGUUCAAAGGAAUACUCGGCUAAGAACAACUGUAAGUCAACAAAACACUAGGCCAGUGAACGUGUCGGCAGCAUGGAACCCAAUCAAUUUUAAUGUUCAACAAGCUGCAACCGUUCAUCAUCACCCACGACCAGUGGUUUCCCCGCUUGGUCCGUUUCCAGCGCAAAACUCACCACAAAUACUGGUUCUGUCAAAUUCGGCCAUGUUGCAGCAGCCUAUUGUCGGAUGCCCUAACCAGUUGCAGCAGCAUCCUAUUGUUGGAGUCCCUAAUCAGUUUCAGCAGCAGCCUAUUGUAGCAGUCCCUAACCCGUUGCAAGCUCCACUGCCUUCCCAAUAUUGGAAUACUGGGACAGCCAUGCCACCGCAUGGUCUUCCAUCUUUUGGUUCUUUAUCUAUGAUGGUUCCACCAGUAAACACGGAACCAAACAUGAACCUGAUCAAUGGGAACCCAAGCUUUGCCUGCUCUUCGGGAACCCAAUCCGGUCCAGGCAUGUAUAAUUCACCAUUUUCGUCCUUGGGGUUCCAUCAACCAAGUGUGUCUGAUCAAAAUGCACAGAGACUGCAAUAUUUGAUCGACCGUAAUGAGGCCUGGAGGACGGCACAUAACUACCCCAUAUAUAAUGAAGCUAUUCCUACUAUUCAAGACUUCGAAGUCGCGUUAAGAAACAGUAAUCACAGGCAAACUCAGGUUCCUCCAAGAUCGGGAGCCAUAGCUGAGAGACAAGCUGGUAAUAAUUUUCAACUCUCACGUCCAAUGACGUUGCAAAUGGCUGCUCAAAGGAGAAGAAGACUGAUAUCUCAGGUUCGUAAUUACUUGCGAGCUGUUCGUUGGACGACUGGUGGCUUACGUACUGAGGAUCCCUUGGAAAUGGGCCGUACAUUUUUGCAGGGCAUGUAUGUGUUAGAAAAUGUUCAUGAUGACAUGCGUCUUGAUGUUGAUAACAUGUCUUAUGAGGAACUGCUGGACCUGGAGGAGCAAAUGGGCAACGUUAGCUCUGGGUUAAGCGAGGAAACUAUUCGAGCCAAUAUGAGGCGCCCAAAAUUUCGGCCCAUCACAGCCGAAACUGAACAAUGUUGUAUCUGUCAGGAGGAUUAUGCCAAUGGAGAAGAGCUUGGAAAACUGGAUUGUGGACAUGAUUUUCACUUCAACUGCAUUAAGCAAUGGCUCGUGCAGAAGAAUCUGUGCCCCGUAUGCAAGAAAACUGCUUUGGCCAUUUGAGGAGU
This is a messenger RNA of Hibiscus syriacus, 1736 nucleotides long. Its product is annotated as E3 ubiquitin-protein ligase MBR2-like. The transcript is spliced from 5 exons. Lineage: Eukaryota; Viridiplantae; Streptophyta; Magnoliopsida; Malvales; Malvaceae. The record is from RefSeq and is a predicted model, not a curated record. Bases 1 to 1731 code for a protein of 576 amino acids. Gene Ontology annotation, molecular function: ubiquitin protein ligase activity.